ACGCCUGCUGCGACAUCUCAGCAGAGAAUGGCCUCGUCGGAUAUUCUAAAAGACAUCGCUGCGCUGCGGCAGCGGAUAUCCUCCUCUCCGAUCCCCGGCUCGCCGUCCUCGCCGUCCUCGCGCGCCCGGCAUCACCAUCACCAGCAGCACGCCUCCGAUCCGCCUGUCGUUCUCGACAUUGGCGCGCGCGAGAUCAGAGCCGGGAUCGCGGGUCAACCUGGCCCGGUGUGCGUUGUUCCGGUGGUGGAUGAUGUGGUUAGAGCGAGUAUGCGUCAGGGUGGGGACGGGGAAGUGGAUGUGGACGUCGCGCUGUGGCCGCUGGACGUGAGGUGUGCGGGGAGUGAAGAGCGGACGAGGGAUGUGCUGCAGGUGUUGCUGGCUCGGGUGUAUUACAACCACCUGCUGCUCGAUGGACGGAGUAGGAAGGUAGUUGUGCUGGAACGGCCACGGACGCCGAUCUGGAUCAAACGAGCGAUUGCGUUUGUGCUGUUCAAUUAUCUCCAGGCUGUCUCGGUCUCUUUCCUGUUGUCUCCCGUGUGCUCUGUUAUUGCUGCCGGAACGCACUCUGCGCUUGUCGUCGAUAUCGGAUGGCAUGAGACCACCGUGACUCCAAUUUAUGACUACAAACCUAUCCUUAUUGGUAUCCGUUCCUCCACCCGCUCUGCCUCGCAUCUGCAUUCUUUGGUCUCUGCUGCUCUGAAAGAAUACACCGGCACAGCACCCUCCUUCGACGAGGUAGAAGACUUCAUCGUCCGCGCCGCGUAUCUCCCUUCAGACCUUUCAUCUUCCUCCUCCUCCUCCUCCUCCUCAUCCUCAGCAUUUGCAAUCUCAAUCGGCACAACGCCGCACUACGUCCCAAGCAUCGACACCCGCUGCCUCCCCGUCCAAACCUGCUUCCUCACACCCUCCUCCCUCGACGACAUCGAACACCAACCCCUCCCCUCUCUCAUCGCAUCCAGCCUCAGCAAACUCCCCAUCGACGCCCGCGCUUCCCUACAGCAACGCAUCAUCUUCGUCGGCGGCGCGGCAGCAAUCCCAGGUCUCAAACCCGCGGUCUUGAAUCACCUCCGCGACCACUUUCCCGGCGCAAAGGGGAUAAAGUCCCUCGGCGCGUGGGCUGGCGCAAGUUUGUACCUUGCGUGCGAGCGCGAGCAGCAGAUGCUUGCUCGCGGGGCGGCUGGUGCUGCGGGUGGAAGAAGUAUUAGGAUACCGGGGGAGAUUGAGCGGGAUAGGUUUUUGUUGGAACGAGGGUAUGCCGAGAAUAUCUACGACUGGAGUCAUCCUAAUUCAUAA
Molecule: messenger RNA, 1293 nt
Organism: Myxozyma melibiosi
Lineage: Eukaryota; Fungi; Ascomycota; Lipomycetes; Lipomycetales; Lipomycetaceae
Exons: 3
Coding region: 28-1293 (421 amino acids)
Biological process (GO): microtubule-based movement
Cellular component (GO): dynactin complex
Source: RefSeq, a predicted model, not a curated record